AGAAUCUGCAACGAACACAUCUCAAUGCCGCCAAAGGAAGCCACAGAAAAGGUAGCUGAAGACCAGUCGUCUUUCUUGAGAUCAACGAGGAAAGUCCGAGAUUUCUUCUCAAUUCCGGCUCCGGUGAAGCAGCUAUUCGACCUGGUUCCGGUUGUGACAUAUCCCCCGAAUCAAGUUCCGUUACGCGCCCCGAAGCCUGCGAGGAUACCGAGUCUCUAUGUGUUUAGCAAGGAUCAAGAUGCAGCAGCGGGGAGGCCAUCAUUCAACCCGAGUUGUCUGAAAUGGCAGACCUUCUUGAACAUCGCUGGAGUGGACCACCGUCUCGUCUCAUCGAAUAACCAUUCCUCUCCUACGGGCUCCUUGCCAUUCCUACUUCCAGCAAUUUAUGGAUCAAAUACGUCGCAAGACUCACUCGUCCCUAUUGCUUCGAAUAAAUUUGUAAAGUAUGCAACGGAACAUGGAGGCAACGUAGAGGAGUCCUCAACUAUGCGGUAUGGAGCAUACCAAUCUCUCCUUGACCACAGAAUACGGAAUGCUUGGCUUUAUACGUUGUACCUCGAGCCCCUGAACUUCUCGGCCGUGGCCUACCCGCUCUACGUCUCACCAACUUCUUCAAACUCUCUGGUUAGAGCCUCAAUAUCACACCAACUUCGAGCAGCGGCAGAAGCAGAGCUACUGAAACAUACCUCGAUCAUCGACACAGAUGAUCUGUACAGUGAAGCGGAUAAGGCAUUCGAGGCGCUUUCUAUUUUACUUGGGGAUGACUCCUGGUUCUUUGGCAAUGAUAAGCCGGCGUUAUUUGAUGCAAGCGUGUUUGCUUAUACGCAAUUGCUGCUAGAUGAUGAGCUGGGAUGGAGAGAAAAGAAACUUUGUCGAGCACUACGGAGGAGAGCAAACCUUGUACAGCAUAGAGAAAGGUUGCUUGUAAGAUACUUUGGUGGACCAUGAAUAGAAACCCUUUGACCCGCAAGACCUGGAAGUAAGAGACAUUAACAAAAAAAUGAAUUCAAUCAAAC
Molecule: messenger RNA, 1016 nt
Organism: Hyaloscypha bicolor E
Lineage: Eukaryota; Fungi; Ascomycota; Leotiomycetes; Helotiales; Hyaloscyphaceae
Exons: 3
Coding region: 25-948 (307 amino acids)
Biological process (GO): mitochondrion organization
Cellular component (GO): SAM complex
Source: RefSeq, a predicted model, not a curated record